AUGUAAAACACAAACUUGCCCGGUUACUUCCGCCGGAUAUACCAACGACUUUGAACACGUUACAAUGCUUGACUAUUCUCAUUCAUUCACUUUGCAUUCCCACAACGAACAAAUUCCGAUCUCUUUCAUUUUUAGUUGAUCAAAUUCAACACUCGACUGUGGGUAAAAUCAUGGAUAUAGAUACUUUGUACGCCGCUGCCAUUGCUGGGGACUCUGAUGCCAUACUUAAACUACAGACUGAAGCUGAGAAACUGAGCACACAUAACAGAACCAUCCUUCACAACGAAACCAGGUACGGAAACACAGUGACAGAAUUUGCCAACAAAAACCUGUUGAUCAAGCUGGAGUCACGGGGGAGUAACACUGCACUUCACCUUGCAGCAGAGCAUGGACACGCUCAAGUGGCCGAGCUCCUCAUUGAUGCAGCCCGACACUUGCCUUGUUCUUCAGCUAAAUACCGUGAUGAUUGUGUUACUUGUUUUCAAGCUUUUCUUCGGCAAACUAAUUAUAGUCAGAGCACUGCCUUGCACAUAGCAGCGCGCAGAGGUCACGCGGCUAUUGUGAAGAUGUUAGUAGAGGCGGAUCCGAGUGAUAGACAUGUUCAAAAUAGUGUCGGUGAAACUCCAAUCUACAUUGCUGCUAAUUUGGGGCAUUUUGAUAUAGUCAAGAUGAUUUGUACAGCUUGCUCAGCUCCGGCUUUGGACGGCCCUGAUGGGACCACUGCUUUCCAUGCCGCUGUUGAGAAGCUCCAUCAAGCAAAGAGAGAAGAUAGAGAUGUGAUAAAGGUAUAUAUUAAUGCAGCCAAACGCUUCAUCAGUUAUGAAUCUUUGUUUCUUCCAAAUCGGAAGGGUGAGACUGCAUUAGAGCUUGCAGUGCGGGUAAAUCACUUAGAGGUGGUUGAGCUGAUAUUAGCAGAAGAUCCAGCAUAUAAACGUGACAAUGUAGAUAAAAAUGAUGAGCUCCUAAGUCUAAUCUACAUAGCUGCCGAACAGAGGUACAAGGAUAUGGUCAAAUUACUCUGUCAAACUUAUGAAAGUCGAAAUAGCCUUUGUCAUAAAGGUCAUAUUGCUUUCCUUGCUGCUAUUAGGGGGCGCGAUAAAGAAUCUGCACUACGUCUUUUGGGAGAGGACAGACGUCUUGUAACCUAUGCUGACGAUAAAGGCUGGACAGCACUUCACUAUGCUGCAGAUUGUGAAUUUGAUUCAAUACUUAAUGCCAUAGUAGAAUCACACGUGCAUCCUGGGUACCAAUCUGUUUCUGGAGAGAUAGUACCAAUGCCACUUACUCUUGCAGCCAAGAAAGGAUAUACAUCUACCGUAAUACAACUUCUGAAAUUAUUGCCAGCUUCUUCAUGUGUAGAUGUUAACAACGAGGGUCGAAACAUACUUCAUCUUGCAGCCAUUCAAAGCAAUAUAGAUAUGAUACAAAGUAUACUAAAAUAUUGUCCAGAAGAGUAUACAAACAAAAUUUUGAAUAACAAGGAUGUCAAUGGUAAUACACCUCUGCAUCUGCUUAUACGUGAGGGCUGCUUCGUUCCUCAACUCAUAAAGCAUAAAGGAGUUGAUACAACAGCAGAAAACUACAAAAAUUGGACUCCAUUAGACAUGUUAUAUUUCAGUGAUGAAAUCAUAGCCGACCAGGUACGUAUUAAAGAAGCAAUAGACACUCAAAAUAAUGAGCCUUGGGGGUUUUGGCGUAGAAGCAUCAAGGGGAAAUCCAAUCUGCAGGAAAGUUUAGUGCCCCCAAGUAAACGGUCAAAAAAAGAUGCAGCAUUUGAGAAAGCUAAGAAUUUGUUGAGAAAUGAAAAGCGCAAAUGGAUGAAAGAAGAGCUUGAACGAUAUAAAAAAAGAACCAACACCCAGAUAAUUGUUACUGCGCUCAUUACUACAGUAACUUUUACUGUUGGAUUUACGUUGCCUGGAGGAUACCAUCAGAGUGGAGAAUCUGAUGAAGGGUUGGCUCUUCUUUCCCGAAAGACAGCUUUUAAAAUAUUUAUGGUAGCAGAUGCAAUAGCUCUCCUACUAUCAACAUCUUCUUUGUUUCUAUACUUUAUUGAAUCAAUGUAUGAAGAUCCCCAAAAAGUUGCAAACAUUAAUGCUGCAUCAACUGGGCUCAGCAUUGUUUCUGUUAUAGCAAUGAUGUUGACUUUCAUCACGGGAACAUACGUUGUGCUAUCCCGCUCACCAGUCCUUGCGAUUAAUGUCUGUGUCAUUGGCUCCUUGUUCUUUGUUUUUGUCAUGGUACUGUUGAUCAAAUUAAUGUAUGAUUAUAAACUGGAAAGACAUGUAGUGUGAGUAUGUCCAUAAUUUCAAGUGUUUGAUGUUCUUCUAAUUCUUUUAUUAUGUAAUGUUAAAUCUAUUUUUAUGACACAGAAA
This is a messenger RNA of Daucus carota subsp. sativus, 2375 nucleotides long. RefSeq names its product ankyrin repeat-containing protein At5g02620-like. Gene Ontology annotation, cellular component: plasma membrane. The record is from RefSeq and is a predicted model, not a curated record. The coding region runs from base 171 to 2294 and encodes 707 amino acids. The transcript is spliced from 4 exons. NCBI's taxonomy places the organism in Eukaryota, Viridiplantae, Streptophyta, Magnoliopsida, Apiales, Apiaceae. Gene Ontology annotation, molecular function: protein binding.